Messenger RNA from Cuscuta campestris, 1072 nucleotides. The record is from the annotation of a GenBank genome assembly. NCBI's taxonomy places the organism in Eukaryota, Viridiplantae, Streptophyta, Magnoliopsida, Solanales, Convolvulaceae.
CACGCUCGUCUUCUCCGCCGCUUAUAAUAGCGUUUUCUUGGUCCCUUGGAGUCUCCUCACUCCUCCUCAGUGUUGAAGAAGAAGUGAAGGAAAUCCGAAAUCUCUUGCUGAAAUGGCGGCCCUUCCCUUUUCUACACUGGCGAACUCCAGCUCCCCCUCAUUCCCCCGAAAUCUCUCUCCAAUCAAGGCUUCUAGCUCUGUGUUUUCGUAUCCGAAGCUUAGGGGAUCCAAUUCGUCCUACUCGCUCUCGCCUUUAUCUCCAGCCUCAUUAAACCUAACAAACUUGUCCAAUUGCUCCGUUCGAAUCAAAUCCGGCCGCUCACUUGCUCCUGUUCAAGCCAUUUCUCAGGUCCAGGUUGCUGAACCACAAGCAAAAGUGACUACCAAAGUUUAUCUUGACAUAAGCGUAGGGAGUCCCGUGGGAAAGCCUGCUGGGAGAAUUGUGAUUGGAUUGUACGGAGAUGUGGUUCCAGAAACAUCAGAGAAUUUCCGCGCUCUAUGCACAGGAGAGAAAGGAUUUGGCUUCAAAAACUCGAGUUUUCAUCGUGUUAUUAAGGACUUCAUGAUUCAAGGAGGAGACUUUGAUAAAGGAAAUGGAACUGGUGGUAAAAGCAUAUAUGGCCGGACAUUUAAAGAUGAAAACUUUGACUUGACUCAUGUUGGACCUGGAGUUGUGAGCAUGGCAAAUGCGGGCCCCAACACAAAUGGAAGCCAGUUCUUCAUAUGCACCGUCAAGACACCAUGGUUGGAUAAGAGACAUGUUGUGUUUGGGCAAGUUAUUGAGGGCAUGGAUGUGGUGAAGCUGAUUGAAUCGCUGGAAACGGACCGGGGGGAUCGCCCCACGAAGAAAGUGAUCAUCAGUGAUUGUGGUGAACUACUGUAAGCUACUAGAUUUUCUCCUCUUCAGAUGUUAUGACAUUUUUAGCCCCAGCGCGUAGUAAUGGAAUACUCUUCCCAUCAAUUGAUUGUUCAUGGAAAGCAUGUCCUUUUUUUGUGUUGUUUCCAAGAGACCAAGAUUGUGUUGUGAAUGAAACUCGCAUUUCACGAUGAGAAAUUAAGCAAUUUGUCUUAC